CCCCAGGUUUUCAUUACAAGUGGAAGGCAGGUCUUUGAAACAGAGGAUGGCUACUCAGCUUUUACAGACAAGGCAAAAGAAAAAGUCCUCUAAGGAAUCAGUGUUGUUCCCCGACAAAAUUGCUACUGAGCAGCAGUCUGUGGUGCUGGUGAAAAGGCUUCUGGCCAUCUCUGUGUCCUGUAUAACGUACAUGAGAGGGCUGUUCCCCGAGAGCUCUUACGGAACUCGCUAUUUAGAUGACCUCUGUCUAAAAAUUCUCCGAGAAGAUAAAAACUGUCUGGGAUCAUUGCAGAUAGUCAAGUGGAUUCAAGGUUGUUUUGAUGCUUUGGAGAAGCAGUAUUUACACAUUGCUGUGCUUGCAAUUUACACCAAUCCCAAGGAACCGGAGACAGUGACUGAACUGUAUCAGUUCAAAUUCAAGUACAAAAAGGAGGUGCCUCAGAUGGACAUCAUCAGCAACCAAACGAACUUUGUGAAUGCAGCAAGCAGCGAGGACGUGAAACAGGCCAGCAGGCAUCUGAUCCGUAAACUGUACCUGCUAAUGCAGAACCUUGGCCCGCUUCCCAAUGACAUUACCCUGACCAUGAAACUCCUCUACUACAAUGAUGUAACUCCGGAAGAUUACCAGCCGCCAGGCUUUAAGGAAGAUGGCAGCCCUGGUGACCUGUUGUUCGAUGGCGAUCCUGUCAACCUGCGAGUAGGGUCAGUCUCCACUGGUUUCCACCUCAUGAAAGUCAGAGUGACAACUGAAAAGAAAAGAAUGAAGAUGGUUGAAAGCAACCUGAUCCAGCAGAAUGGCCCUACUGAGAUCUCCCAUCAAGGGUUAGACUGCGAUGAAGAGGAAGAGGAGGGGAGCACAAAGAAUCAUCCUCUCCCCAUCAGACUAGAUUCAAGUCAGCGUGGAGAGGACAAAAGCGACACCCAUCCAGGCUGGAAAGCGGACGCAUCUUCUCUGAACCUUCAAGAUAGAGGUGGAAAGAAGACAAGAAUAAAGGAGACGGGCAGGAUGCCUUGCUCAAGGGCAUCUCAGCAGAUAAGCUGCCUGAACCUUGCGUUUAGCCAGGAAGAGGUAACAGGACCCAAGAAGAGAAGGAAGGUCAGUGAACCAGAGAAGCUGCUUUUGGAAGGCAGGAAAUGA
Messenger RNA from Pterocles gutturalis (yellow-throated sandgrouse), 1138 nucleotides. RefSeq names its product HORMA domain containing 2 (gene HORMAD2). The record is from RefSeq and is a predicted model, not a curated record. The coding region runs from base 47 to 1138 and encodes 363 amino acids. The transcript has 12 exons. Lineage: Eukaryota; Metazoa; Chordata; Aves; Pterocliformes; Pteroclidae.